Molecule: messenger RNA, 4307 nt
Organism: Penaeus chinensis
Lineage: Eukaryota; Metazoa; Arthropoda; Malacostraca; Decapoda; Penaeidae
Exons: 2
Coding region: 439-4041 (1200 amino acids)
Source: RefSeq, a predicted model, not a curated record
CCAAGUUUCUGAUAAAUACAAGAAGUAUGACAACAAACUUAUAUUUCAAUCACCAUGAAAUCUUGUGUACUUCCAGUAAAUAUAAAUCCACGGACUUCGAGUAAAAUUUGGUCUUAAAAGGGUAUACAUUAAUGAAACGUAUUGCAACUUUCCGUCAAGGACAAAAUACUCGGGGGUGUGACGUUUUGUCACACUGCACGGAUCCUCAAAACUACAAACAUCGAAAACAACAGAAUACCAUUACCGAAAAUGACAGUCAUUUUGAAAGUGACUGAAAACCAUCUCUGAAAAUGACUGUUGCCCAGAACUCCAGACGAGACCUGUUUAGAGAGGAAAUGGGAAAACGAAAACGAAUACGAAAACCUAUUGUGGCUCCCGACUGUGCAGGGAAAUGACGACCGGGUUGUGAUAGUUGAGCAGAAUACGACUGACGAGAAAAUGUUUGGUCAGGCUUCAUGGAUUGCUGGAGUGUUGCAGGCACUGGUACUUACACUGAUGCCUCUUGCAUCUCCUGUGCUGAGACAAGAAGAUGAAAAUCUUUGGAGGUAUUAUGCUGCAGUUAUGCGAGUCAUGCGUAAGGUUGUCCAUCUAGUGUUCACACUUCUUCGUCCAGCAAAUAACCAAACACCAAAAGAACUCUUGCUUGCUCUUCCAAACUUUUCUAUUGCUCAGUAUAACAGGCUUGGGGAAGCUGUGAGACAUAAACUGGACAACAAUCACCCUACUGAGGAAUAUGAUAUUACAUUGCUCUAUAUGUUGCUUCAGAAAGUGUGUGGCCUUUCAAACCAGUGGUCAACACCUGGAACACUGGAGAAUAGUCUUAAAAUAAUGAAGGACAAGCGGAAUGAACUAGCUCAUGAAGAUCUUAGUUUGACUAGCCAAGAUCUAGAAAGCCGCAUAGUAUUACUGAAGAACCUUUGUCAGCAGGCCCUAUUGAUGACUAGUCAGCAGACUGGAUGUCCACUUGAUAAUGAAAUAAGAGAGAUGGAUGAAGGAAUGGAAAAAGCAUUAAGAGCAGGGGUGCAUAUGUGGGAACCAUACAGACUGGGCCUUACUGAUCUUAGGCAACAAAAGUCCAAUAUUAUGAUAAGAGAAGGCAAAAAAGAAGUCAGAAAUCUUUCACAGAGGCUUCAUAUCCUCAAUCCAUUUGCAUGGCUAUUAGAAAGAGAAUUUUCUCAACAUACGGUAAGUGAUGUAUUUACAGAGUUGACUCUCAGGAGCCAAGAGAUAGUGGAGAUGAAAAACUUGUUAGUUACAGAAUUACCUUCAGGAGGAUUUCCUGAAACUAUCAUAAUAUGUGGCUCACCAGGUAUUGGGAAAACCAGCUUCAUGAGGUUUAUUUUACAUGACUGGCUCUCGGGUGCCCCUAAACUCCAAGGUCUUAAUGCCUUUGAUCUACUAUUACUUGUAGAGGCUCGACAUGUCAUGAGUAAUAAUGUGUGUCAGUUGCUGAGGCACGAGUUGCUGCCACAAACCUGCAAACUUCUAGAAGAUGAUGAUGUUGUGUCAACACUGCAAGAAUUGUCUGUGCUGUGGCUUUUAGAUGGUUAUGAUGAGGCAUCAGUAAAUACUAAGCAAGUCAUAAAGGAAAUUAUAAGGAAAUUUUCAUGCUCCAAGAUAAUGAUUUCCACAAGAACUGAAUGUACAAAGGAAGUUGAAAUGGCUAUCAGUGAUUUUCAUCUAAGUCACAUAGUGUUUCAGGUUGUUGGGUUUUCCACAAACAACAUUAAGGCAUGUGCUAAGAAACUUUUGGAUAUAUAUAUAACCAGAGAAGAUAUGCAGAAAGAAAAUCUAGAAUUGUUUUUGGGUUUUCUAGAGAGACAAAAUUUUGAAAUGCAAGGUAUUUUCAGGGUUCCAUUAUUCCUAACAAUUUUAGCAUUAUUAUGGAUUGACAAUGCUUCUGAAAUAUCAAAGGCUACAACUUCUACAAAGAUCUUGAUGGUUCUUGUGGAUCAUAUUGUCAAGAAAAUGAUCACCAGACAAUCAUUUAAGAGAUCAGGUCUAAGUGACAGAAAUCUGAAAAGGAGAGUUGAAUCAUUCCUUGAUGAUUUAGGAUAUGCAUUGUUAAAUGAAAUGAAUUUUGAUGCCAACAAUGAAUCAGUUGACCGGCUAGAGGAAAGAUGUGAAGAACUUGGACUACCCUUUGAAGAGACUAUGUCACCAUUUUUCACUUUUAUAGUAGAAUCAUCUGCAAGUAGAACAAGGGAAUCUUACUUCAUAAACCACAGGACACUGGGGGAAUUCCUCAUUGCAAGAGUGUUUUGUAGAAAGAUGAUAUCAGAGGACUGGGAUAUAUUUACUACAGCUGAGGAAUUCGAAAGAAUAAAAUAUAUACACAUCCAAAAACAAAAAGAGCCAUAUGUAUCCCGUAUAAGGGAGUUGUAUGAAAGACAUGAACCUAAUCUCACUGUGCAUAAUCUAGUUGAUGAUAAUGAGGAAUGUUAUGAAAGUGAUGAUAUGAAAGAUAAUGUUUAUGGUUAUGAUAGGGUAUUUACCACUAUCAGUUUUUCUGAAUCUCAACUAGAUGCUUUACGAGACUAUUGUUCAAGGUUAGUUUGUUUGGUCUUGAGGCCACAGAUAUCCAUGUGUGGUCAAUUUGUCUCGGGCUAUUUGAAAAUUAAAAAUAAAAUCACCCCUAAGAGAGCAGAACAAAUAUACUAUAUUUACAGCAUACUAGAUACUAAUGCAGAAGUAUGGCUUCAACUAAUUACAGAAAUGGAAGAAGAUGAAAUAUUCGUUAAACAAUGCUUACCUUAUCUCAGGAUUUUCCAAUGGAAUGUUGAUCUCCAAAUCCAAGCUGACCAAAAGUUACUAAAGUAUGCCACACCACAGAGUGUUUUAUUACAGUCUUCAAAUGACUGGGAGCUUAGGCAUAUGCAAGAGUAUGUGCAUAUAUUUUCCAAGGUACCAGCAGAUAUUAACAUCCACUUUCGUGACCUCUAUUACCACAAAGAACAAAAUACUGCAGAUGUGUUACAGUGUCUGAAAAUUAUUUUUGCAGAAUGUGCAAGGUGUCACCUUACCACACUUUGUUGUCCAGUGGAUAAUGCAUGUGUGAAUAUCCUCAAGAAGGCUUGUUACCUCCAGGAAUUACUUGUAAAGGUCAAUACACUCCAGGAUGCGAAAGAUCUUGCAAAAGUCACAUGUGAACUGCCGCAACUAAAAUAUCUGGAAGUUGUAUUUGAUCCAGUUAUAAUGAGUGCAGAGCCAGAGACUUUGCCAACUUUUAAUGUGUUCCAGAGAGAAUCAAAACUAAAUAACUGUAGAAAACAAAAAAUGUCAGGGCUUGAAAGAAUGCUGAAUUUUGAGCUUUUGCAAUUUUUAUCUUCUAAGUGGAAACUUCCAACAGGCCAUUGCAAUUAUUUUUGUGUUCAAAGAGAAGGUAGUUCAAGAAACUGUAUCAGAUGUCAUCACAGUCCACACAGUCUUUUUAAUACAUACAACCAUUUUCAUGCAAUAAAGUGGCAUUGUAGCUCCAUAAAAGUUUUGAAAAAGUUGUAUUUUAUUUUAAAUAAGAUUUUAUUAUUCACUAGAGGAAAAGAUCACAGCAAGAGCUUCAAUCCAUUUGCAAGGUGGAAUGACAAGGAUGGUUUGUGGUGGUACCUACUGGUCCUCCAUGUGACUCGUGGUUUAAUGCAAGAACACAAGCGGAGCAUUGCAUUGCAUAACAGACUUUUAAAGUUCACCCAUACUUUCUCAAACCAAGUCAAAACAGUGCCAAUCAAAUUAGUGUUUCCUGAAUCCUUGGCUUUUGAUCCGGUAAAGUUUGGAGCUGCAGUGGCUAAGCUUUGUCCAAACCCACAAGGUGUAGUCAUUGCAGGGGAUACACAACAAUUGCACUAUUUGAAGACCUCAUUGAUGAUGUGUUGGAUAUAUUUUUCAGUGUCAAAUGUUGAUGAGAUUCAUUUAGUUCAAUUUGAUAAGGAUUCGAAAGACUAUAGAAUAGAUCACAUGUUUAAUAUGUUUCAGAUAAUGAAAACAUUUGCACCCUCUAUAAAUUUUAAGACAAGGUCAUUUGGAAAAGGAACUCAUUUUACAUAAUUAAAUGUUGUGCUAGACUUUUAUAACAGAAAUGAUAUAUUCCCCUACUAAAGAUAUUGAGAAUAGGAUUACUAAUUUAUAUUUACAAAGACACUGGUCAUAGAAGGGCACCAAAAACCUACCAGAUCAAUUGAAAAUUUAUGUGCGAGUUUCAUCACUCAGUCAGAUGUUACCUGAAAUGUUUCAGAGUGUGUAGGUCUGUCUAAGCAUGUGUGUGUUUGUGUGUGUGUGUGUGUGUGUGUGUGUGUGUGUGUGUGUGUGUGUGU